AUGCCAUCAAAUUAGCGUUUGCCAUUUGAAAGUGAGAAAGAAUAUAAUGAAGUUCAGUACGUGUUUCUUGUUGCUCGCCCUCCUCGCUCUGUGGGCCACCACAGUGAUGGCUGCGGAUGGCGAUAGCGAUGAUGAUUACCCCGAAUCAGACACUGACACAUCAGACACAGAUGCAGCUACAGAUGCAGCUUCAGAUCCAGCUACAGACACAGCCUCCACAGCACCAUCAGCUACAGAUUCUGACUCCAAUACAGAUACAGAUUCAUCGGUAAGCACCAGCGAAACGGAUUCCGAAACCGAGUCAAGUGACGAUGAAACAACCACCGCAGCUGCAGUUGUGCGACGCACCACUCGCAAGCGCAGGACAACCAGCACCAGUCGCCGGACCAGUCGCAACACAAGGAACAGGCGCAACACCAGACGCAACAACAACAGCAACAAACGCGCUGCUAGCAGACGUCGUGCCAACAACGCUCGUCGCAGACGCGGUUAAACAUUGCA
Messenger RNA from Drosophila sulfurigaster albostrigata, 501 nucleotides. It is a transcript of the gene Pig1, whose product is annotated as pre-intermoult gene 1 protein. The transcript has 2 exons. The record is from RefSeq and is a predicted model, not a curated record. NCBI's taxonomy places the organism in Eukaryota, Metazoa, Arthropoda, Insecta, Diptera, Drosophilidae. The coding region runs from base 47 to 493 and encodes 148 amino acids.